AUGUUCUUGACCUUAUUGCGGCAUCAUCAGUACUGCUCCGAUCGCUGCCAAAAGCAACAUUGGCUCAGACACAGCUCUACAUGUGCCCACCCGUACCUGGAAAAGAAAUGGCAACCCAGUUGGCUCGCGGAAAAUCGAGAACCUCGUUUCCUCGCUUCCUCCCUCUCCUGGUCCCAUAGUGCGACGUCAAGCGGAUCCCAUAUCUUCCCUGCGCUUGACGUCCUUCAGCUCUCGUACAAUGAAGGUCCAAAGGCAGCGGAAAUGAACUUCAAGCUCUGUUUCACAGCUUGCAGCGAUAUAAGAAAUCUCGUCAAGACCGUAAACAGUCUACCGAAAGACUACACUGGUAGAUGCGAGAUCCUCAUGAACGAUACCGACGCCACCGUCAUCAACCGAAAUCUCGUUGUUCUCUUCGCUCUUCUCGGCGCCGGACCAUCUCUUGACGAAGCUGCAGAACUCGCAACGCACUUGAUGUAUUCCACCAUUCUUACUCCUCGUGGAGCGGCGUAUCUCCAACGUUGCAUUGAAUACAUCUACGCAAGCGACACCUCGCCUCAGGAACAAACGAUGUCUUUCCGUGUACGACUAUCCACCAGGGGCUCCUGUAGCACGAUAUAUUCUACUCAAACCACUACGGGCGUUCGGCAACCCAUGGAGAUGCUCUACGGACAAUCGCUGUUUACGUUUUCCGCAGCGAUGAAAAGCAUGCGGUGUACCAUUAUGCAGCACGAUAACGCUGAUCGAUGGGAUUGGUUCUUGUCCAAGCUGACCCCUGCCCAUCGGAUGUCGUUUAAGAAUUACCGUGAUUCAGGGAUCUUAUCCCCUUUCUCGCUGAACACGACGAACUUUACGCAACCGAAUCGCCUUCUCUUCUCAGCACAAGACGAAUGGUUAGGCGACUUUAACCCCCUUGGAGGAUGGGAUAUCUCCUCCGUCGUUUCUUCUGGGGAGAAACAUGGCGUCUCCUCAGCCGACAUCUUCGGCUGUCUUUUCUUCCACGUCAAAUCCCAACUCAGAGAAUUCGCUCGUCGUGUCAAAGACCACAAGAUCGAAAUCCACCUCACCCAAUUCGAUCCCAAAAUUUUAUCCAAGGGGUUGUUAGCUGGUGCUCUGGGAUCUGGAUAUGAAGGUGGUGGAUGUUUUGAUCGGAUUGAUACGGGGAAUAUGAUGGAAAGGGAAAAUAUUGGGAUACGGGAGUGCUUGACUGAGUGGGGGCCUUUGCUUAACUGUUCGAAUCCGAAUUCGGUGAUAUUGAUGUCGACGAGAACGUGGCAUGAAGGGUGGAUGACGAUGGCGAGGGUGGAUCCUCGUGUGGCGCUGGGGAGUAUAAUGGAGAGGUGUUUUAGGUUACGGGGUGUACACCCGAGGUUUAAAGAAUCAUUUUCUCAAGGGUUACGAUCUCCAAAGGUUCUGAGGAUGAUAGAAUCCCUCGAUGCGUUUUAUGAUCAUGACGAUGCUUUACACGAGUUUCUGGAGGAACAGAAGAUGGAUAUGGUUUUAGAGAGCUGUGGAUUAGAGUUGAGGAGUCAGCAUCGGGUCCAUCCCAAGCGAUUUGGUGUUCCUCUUAGUGCACUCGAUCAUCAGCUACCAUGCCUUGACCGUGCUGAAUUCUAUCAACUAGCCACUUUAUGUGGCGCAAAUUUCUCGGCUCGAUUUUUAGAAUUCGCUCCCAUACAUCACGAGUCUGUUUAA
Messenger RNA from Marasmius oreades (fairy-ring Marasmius), 1692 nucleotides. RefSeq lists its product as uncharacterized. Lineage: Eukaryota; Fungi; Basidiomycota; Agaricomycetes; Agaricales; Marasmiaceae. The transcript has 6 exons. The coding region runs from base 1 to 1692 and encodes 563 amino acids. The record is from RefSeq and is a predicted model, not a curated record.